Messenger RNA from Penicillium brasilianum, 1512 nucleotides. The record is from the annotation of a GenBank genome assembly. NCBI's taxonomy places the organism in Eukaryota, Fungi, Ascomycota, Eurotiomycetes, Eurotiales, Aspergillaceae.
AUGCCCGACACGGUCGCCAAGCGAACGUCGACUUCUGAGAUCCAGGGAAUCUGCGAAGCUAGGUCAAAAGUACAUUUUAGCCUGCUUUCUGCCAUAGGUAUUCAAUACUCAGUUACAGGGGCACCGAUUGCAAUAGGCAGCUACCUCUCGCUGACGAUUGGGCUUGGGGGCUCGCCAGCCUACUUCUGGGGAUUCGUCAUGACGGGCUUCUUCCAGUUAACCACUUGCUUGGCAAUAUCCGAACUAGCAUCCGCUAUUCCUCAUUCUUCUGGACCUGCACAUUGGGCAACUGUCUUAGCACCUCCUCGCUAUGGCCGAAAAAUAGGUUACAUAAUGGGAUGGCUUACUAACGCUGGCUGGUUCUUCAUCAGCGCGGCCAGUGUUCUUUACACGGCACAGCUCACCAUGGCCCUCGUCAGCGCAGCGAAUCCGGGGUUUAUGAUUGCGUCCUGGCAGACAUACCUCGUAUACUGCGCGUAUACAUUGCUAUGUCUGUUGAUUAAUCUUCCUCGGAUAUUUAAAACCGUCGACUACAUGCUAAAGGCCGCCAUCUUCACCCUUAACGGCGCAGCGAUCUGGUUACUUGUUGCACUGUUGGUCCGCGCCCACCCGAAACAAGCUGCUUCCGCAGUUUUCCUUAAGUUUGUAAACGAGUCUGGCUGGACCUCCAACGGAACAGUGUUCUUUCUGGCUUUGUUACCCGCGUACUCUUCUCUUGCCGCAUUCGAUAACGCGACACAUUUGACGGACGAACUGGAGAACCCAAAGAAGCAGGUUCCGCAAGUGAUUAUAGGAUCAUUCUUCAUGAGCUAUUUCACCGCACUACCCAUGAUUGUGGUCUACGAGUUUUGUAACGUUGACCCUGAGAGCAUGCUAAACCCAGUUGGAGGCCAGCCACUGAUUCAACUUAUGUUCAACGCCUUCCGUUCGCGCUCACUGACGAUAGCCACUACAGCUAUCGUAAUUUACAUCUUUCUUGUGGCAGCUGCGUCUUCAUUGAUCACGUGGUCCCGGCUCUACUGGUCUUUCUCUCGCGAGGGAUGUCUGCCAUUCUCAAAGACAAUGUCCAAGCUCACAUCACGGGACUGUCUGCCGAUUUAUGCGUUAUGCUGGAACGCAGUUCUGCUCAUCGCCAUUGGGGCUAUCAGUAUUGGCUCCACCACAGCCAUGAACGCUCUUCUAGGAGCAGCCAACCUUUGCAUCGUCACGGCCGUGGUGACGUCAUUUGGAUUAGCCUUGUAUACAGGGCGGAAGACAUUCGACCCAAAUCGUUGGUUCAACCUAGGUCGAUGGGGCGAUGCCAUCUUUUGGGUGGCAAGUUCAUGGAGUAUCUUCAUAACAGUGAUGCUCAGCAUGCCACUUUAUCAGCCAGUCACGCCAACGACCAUGAAUUGGACAUGUGUGGUAUUUGGUGGAGUGGUUGUAAUCGCAACCAUCUAUUGGUUCGCUAUUUUCUCCUGGAAUAAGGACUAUUAUAGGGAGGGCCAGGGAGGAGAAGUCGAACAGGACUGA